CUGGCAACCCCCCGGUCGGAUUAGACAACACUCAGUCUGUCAGGGAAGUCGGUCGGGACUUUAAAACAUUGGAAAACAUGAAGUAAAAACUUUCUGAAGCUGAAGAAAGUAACAUGAUUUCUUGGGAGGACUAGUCCGGCUAACAGCCGAAGACUCCUGCAGCCUGUGGAUAAAAUGCGUUUCAUUAUAUGACCGUUUUGUUGCCGCUGUCAGCAUGGCAGGUAUUUUAACGUGUUUGAAGCGGGGACUGAAGGUUGACGUGCUGAGGGAAGCUGGCCGUCAGUAUCCAGUCUUCUGCUUCCUGCUGCUGUCUAUGCUCUCUCUCACCGUGCUGCUCAACAGGUAUAUCCACAUCCUGAUGGUCUUCUGGUCGUUUGUGGCCGGUGUCGUCACUUUCUACUGCUCCCUCGGACCAGAGUCCCUUCUCCCAAAUAUCCUCUUCAACAUAAAGCCAAGGAACACACAGCGGCAGGAGCAGGAGUUGUUUCCUCUGGGCCACAGCUGUGCCGUGUGUGGAAAGGUCAAGUGCAAACGUCACCGGCCGACCCUGCUGCUUGAAAACUAUCAGCCAUGGUUGGACCUGAAGGUUCAUUCAAAGGUGGACGCUUCAAUAGCAGAGGUGUUCGAGUUAGUUCUGGAGAACUUUGUGUUCCCCUGGUACAGGGACAUCACAGAUGACGAGGCGUGCGUGGACGAACUGAGGAUGACCUUUCGCUUCUUCGCAUCAGUGCUCAUCCGCCGGGUUCAGAAGGUCGAUGUUCCUGCCGUGUUUGCUGACAAAGUGAUGAAAGCUGCGAUGAAGCAUAUUGAAAUUAUUGCAAAAGCUCGAGAUAAAGUGAAGAACGUGGAGGCUUUACAACAGGCAGCUCUGGAUGAAUACGGCACCGACCUCCACGUCGCUCUGCACAGCCGAAAAGACGAACUGCUCUACCUGAGGAAGCUGACCGAGAUGCUGUUUCCCUACGUCAUGCCUCCCAAAGCAACAGACUGCAGGUCUCUGGCUCUGCUGCUGCGGGAGGUGAUGGCUGGAUCGGUCAUAUUACCCACCAUGGAUUUCAUGGCUGACCCUGACACUGUGAACCUCCUGGUGCUGCUCUUUGUUGAUAAUAGUCCACCUGAACCAGCCACAGAGCCUCCGUCUACCCUGGUUCCAUUUUUACAGAGAUAUGCAGACAUCAGCAACAAGAAGUCGUCUGUGCUGAAGUUGGAGCUGAAGGAGAUCAGGGAAGAGCAGGAUCUCCUUUUUCGUUUCAUGAACUUCCUGAAACAGGAAGGAGCCGUGAACGUGCUGCAGUUCUGCCUCACCGUUGAGGAAUUCAACGAUAAGAUCCUGAGUCCGGAGCUGAGCGACUCUGAGCUGCAGCGUCUGCACGGCGAGGUGCUGGACAUGUACGAGACCUACUGCCUGGACGAAAGCAUCGACAAGAUCAGCUUCGACAAGUUCAUCGUGGAGGAGAUAAGGAACAUCGCUAAAGGUCCGUACGCCGACGUGGUGAAGCUGCAGACGAUGCCCUGCAUGUUUGAGGCGUACGAACACGUCCUGUCUCUGCUGGAGAAAGUCUUCACCCCGAUGUUCUGUCACAGCGACGAA
Molecule: messenger RNA, 1591 nt
Organism: Micropterus salmoides (largemouth bass)
Lineage: Eukaryota; Metazoa; Chordata; Actinopteri; Centrarchiformes; Centrarchidae
Product: sorting nexin-14-like
Biological process (GO): autophagosome maturation
Cellular component (GO): late endosome
Molecular function (GO): phosphatidylinositol-3,5-bisphosphate binding
Source: RefSeq, a predicted model, not a curated record